Messenger RNA from Caenorhabditis remanei, 888 nucleotides. RefSeq lists its product as uncharacterized. Gene Ontology annotation, cellular component: membrane. Lineage: Eukaryota; Metazoa; Nematoda; Chromadorea; Rhabditida; Rhabditidae. The record is from RefSeq and is a predicted model, not a curated record. The transcript is spliced from 5 exons. Bases 1 to 888 code for a protein of 295 amino acids.
AUGCUCAGGCAACAACUCGUCGGUCUCUCACUAAUUCCGCCUUCCAUAUUUGGGUUUAUUUCCAAUUGGACAAUUGUCAUAAUCGUUAUUCAUUACCGUAAUCUCCAUCGAUCAUUUGCCAUUCUUACUGCUACCAUUGCGUUUUUCUAUGCUCUUGGCUCAACGUUCGACCUAUUUUUCGUUAGCCCUAUGAUAAUAUUAAACAUCAAUUUUCUAAAAGAGUAUUCCGGAAUAUGUGGAGUAUUUAGUAUACUCUCUUAUGAUUCUACAACUCAAUUCCACGUAGUUGUCUCCAUAAAUCGAUUAACUGCUGUAUUUGCACCUCUAUCAUACAACACAUUCUUCAACCCAAGAACCACAAAAUUUCUUAUUGGAUUCAUAAUUUUUCUAUCUGCAAUCGUUGUUUCAACUUAUUUGCUAGCAGUGGAUUGUAGAUUUUCAUUCAUUGAUGACCGUUGGACAUUUCUAAUCACGGGUUCGGACAAAUGUGAAUUUUUUGGAUGGUCAAUGUUUUUGGGAAAGAAUUUAUUUUUGUCAGUUGUUAAUUUGAUUCUACAUAUCAUCACCUUUGCUCGAGUUUUGAGUUUGAAAAAAUUGCCCAGAAGAAGUACCACGUCUCGUACGUAUAGCCUCCAAGAGUCCUACUUUCUCAAACAGACAUUCGGCCAAACUAUCUUCAUGUCCAUUGAAAUAAUCGCUUACAUAUUUCCUGCUAGAAACAUUGAACAAGACUACAUCACGUUCCUUUGUUCAAUUUUCCUCUGGAGCACAGUCCAUGCAGCAGAAGGUGUUAUCACACUUAUUUAUAAUUCGGAAAUUCGAAGAAAACUUCGAAAACGGAAGAAAAGUUAUCGGAUUUCAGCUACGAAAGUUGAGCUACCGCAUUGA